ACCUAUUAUUUAAUUUAUCACUUGAGUAGCGCUGUGCGGUUGUUUAUUUCGUCCGACAAUGUUUCGCCUUGACGUGUUUUUAACACUUCUGUUAUUACAAGUUUCAAUCUGUGUUUGCGAUGACCCGAUAGUACAGACACCACUUGGUACCGUCAAAGGGUGGUUCAAAAAAUCGGUCGAAGGCAGAGAUUUCGCCGCCUUUGAAGGCAUUCCUUUUGCGAAACCACCAAUUGGUAGUCGACGUUUCGAGCCUCCGGAACCGGUAGAACCAUGGCUUGGAACCUGGAAUGCUGUUCAUCUGUUUGAGUGUGCACAGACCAAUCUAACACAAGCAGAUGUUAUUAUUGGUGAUGAAGAUUGUCUCUACGUCAAUGUUUAUGUACCCCGGGACCUUUUAAGUACUAGGAAAAACCUAGACGUUAUAGUACAUAUCCAUGGCGGGGGGUUCAUGUACGGCAGCGGCCAUAUGUACUCCAUCCCGGAUGUUCUAAUGGACCAAGACGUGGUUUUCGUUACUUUCAACUACCGAGUUGGAAUACUGGGUUUUUUGAGUACUGAAGAUGAAGUCGUUCCUGGAAACAACGGCAUGAAAGACCAAGUUCUGGCCUUGAAAUGGGUUCAAAACAACAUUGCAAGUUUUGGUGGUAACCCUAAAUCUGUAACUCUGACUGGAUUAUCCGCUGGUGGCGCAAGCGUCCACUUGCACUUUCUUUCUUCGCAGUCCAAAGGUUUGUUCCGCCAAGGAUUUUCCCAAAGCGGUGUGGCUCUUAACUCCUUUUCGCUACAAAAAGAACCACUGACUAAGACAAAAAUUUUGGCAAAAGCAGUUGGAUGUCCGUUUUCGUGCACGAAAGCUAUGGUGAAGUGUUUGAAGCAAAAACCAUACAAGCAUCUUCUAGACACAAUGAAAUUGUUCUUUGGAUUUGGGACGUUACCCGUAGCCCCGUUUGGGCCCGCAGUGGAAAAAGGUCCCGACGCGUUUUUGCCAAAACACCCAUAUGAAAUUUUAGCCAGCGGGGCUGUGAUUGACGUGCCCGUGAUUUUUACAAGUUGUGCCCAUGAAGGAUACAUUCCGAUGCUAUUUUCCGGUGAUGCUUUUGACACCUUUGACAAGGACUGGGAAACUUUAGCGCCAAUAAUUUUGGAUUUUAAUUACACGCUAGACCAUUCUCUGUGGGCUAGUACUGCUAAAAAAAUCAGACAGUACUACUUCGGGGAAAAGAAGAUGGAUAAAGAGGCGAUCAUGGAAUUUACGAAGAUGAUUGGGGAUAGAAUGUUUCUUGUAGAUUCUGAAAAAUCGGUCAAGCUACAGGCUAAAGCUGCCACUUCGCCUGUCUAUUAUGGUUACCUUUCAUAUCCGGGUGAUGACGAAAACAUGAAAUUUGUUCCUCAUGGAGCCGACGCUAGGUACUACUUUGGGCCGGUUUUUGAUCCAAGACCUCUAACUGAGAAAGAUCUAAAAGUAAGAAAAGUCCUUGUGGGGAUGCUAAUUUCGUAUGCCAAGACGGGAGUCCCGAAAAUUGAUGGAGUGGAAUGGGAGCCAGUGGAAGGUGACAAAUUAACGUAUUUAGACAUUACCGGACCUAGAAAAGACGAUAUUAUUUUAAAAACUGUCGACGAACUCACUCCGGUGAAAUUUUGGACGUCUUUGAAUCUGGCUGAAAACGAAAAUUUAAUGCAUAUCAAAGAUGAACUCUAAUUUAAGUAGUGUUGUACAAAAUUCAAUAAAAGCACUAUGACGAAA
Molecule: messenger RNA, 1744 nt
Organism: Zophobas morio
Lineage: Eukaryota; Metazoa; Arthropoda; Insecta; Coleoptera; Tenebrionidae
Product: carboxylic ester hydrolase-like
Exons: 6
Coding region: 59-1699 (546 amino acids)
Source: RefSeq, a predicted model, not a curated record